Messenger RNA from Rhodotorula toruloides NP11, 2229 nucleotides. RefSeq names its product translation initiation factor eIF-3 subunit 9. Gene Ontology annotation, molecular function: RNA binding; translation initiation factor binding; translation initiation factor activity. The coding region runs from base 1 to 2229 and encodes 742 amino acids. Lineage: Eukaryota; Fungi; Basidiomycota; Microbotryomycetes; Sporidiobolales; Sporidiobolaceae. Gene Ontology annotation, cellular component: eukaryotic translation initiation factor 3 complex. The transcript is spliced from 6 exons. Gene Ontology annotation, biological process: translational initiation. The record is from RefSeq and is a predicted model, not a curated record.
AUGCAGGCUGACCACGCAGACACCGACGCCAUCGACUACUCGGACCUCGAGGCAAAGUAUGCCACCGAGUACGUCUCGCCCCUCGACUCGGUCGUCAUCCUCGACGGCGCGCCCAUUGUCGGCCAGGACAAGGUCGACCGCCUCUUGAAGGCCGUCGUAAAGGCUGCGGCAAAGGAGGCGGGCGUCUCGGUCUCGACACAGCAGAUCGAGAUGCCCCUCGACGAGCAGGGCCAGUCCAAGGGCUUCAUGUUCGUCUCGCUCGACAACCCGACAGAGGCGCAGGCCUUCCAGCGCGCUCUCCACGGCCACGCGUUCGACAAGCGCCACACCUUCUCCGUCGUCCCCUUCACCGACGUCGAUUCGUACGCCAACCUCGACGAGGAGUUCCACGAGCCGUCGAAGGAGGACUGGGCGCCGAGGGAGCACUUCCGUGCAUGGCUCGCCGACCCGGCAGGCCGCGACCAGAUGAUCCUCCACGUCGGCGACGACCUCCGCGUCUCGUGGACCGGCAAGACGGGUGUCGCAGAUGUCGCUCACCAGCGUAAUAAAUGGACGGACCUCUUCACCCAGUGGUCGCCGCAGGGAACGUACCUCGCCACGAUCCACUUGCAGGGCGUUGCGCUCUGGGGCGGCGCCUCGUUCGAGCGCAUCAACCGUUUCGCGCAUCCCGAGGUCAAGCUCAUCGACUUCUCGCCCUACGAGCGCUACCUCGUCACCUGGUCUCCCCGCCCGAUCGAGCCCUCCAACUCGCCUCUGUCGCCCUUCACGGACGAGGAUGCCGGCAACAACGUCGCCGUCUGGGACGUCGUCACGGGCCAGCUUGUCCGCACCUUCCCGAUGGUCGGCGUCUCGUCUGACCCGGCAAACGAGCUCAACAAGCGCGUCACCUGGCCCAUGUUCAAGUGGUCGCCGGACGAAAAGUACGCUGCGCGCGUCACGCCCGGCCAGCAGAUCUCCGUCUACGAGACGCCCUCGCUCGGCAUGCUCGGCAAGAAGAGCAUCAAGAUCGAGGGCGUUGUCGACUUUGAGUGGGCACCGAUGAACGACCGCGAGCGCGAGGCGCUCGAGGCGGAGCGCAACGGCUCGGCCAAGCCUGGCUCGUUUGUCCGCGAGAACAAGAUCGCGUUCUGGAUGCCCGAGGUCAUGAACCAGCCGGCGCGCGUGUCCCUCAUGAACCUCCCCAGCCGCGCCAUCAUCCGGUCGAAGAACCUCUUCAACGUUCACGACUGCAAGCUGCAUUGGCAGUCGAACGGCGACUUCCUCUGCGUCAAGGUCGACCGCCACACCAAGACGGGCAAGACCAAGUACUGCAACCUCGAGCUGUUCCGCUUGCGCGAGAAGGACGUUCCCGUCCAGGUCAUCGAGAUGAAGGACACGGUGAUCGCGUUCGCGUGGGAGCCGGCAGGCCAGCGUUUCGCGCUCAUCACCUCGAACGACCCGUCGCUCGCCAACCCCACAAUCGGCCAGCUGCCCAAGACGACCGUCCACUUCUACGGCUUUGACCAGCGCAAGGGCGACUUCCUCCUCCUCCGGACGUUCGACGCCAAGAACGCCGCCGAGCAGAAGUACCUCAACAACGUGUACUGGUCGCCCAAGGGCCGCCACUGCCUCAUCGCGACGCUCGGAAGCACGACCAAGUUCGACAUCGACUUUUACGACAUGGACCUCGACCGCGACGAGUCGUCCAAGGCGCCCGAGAAGGACGCCGGCGAGGCCAUUCGCCUGAUCACCAGCGUAGAGCAGUACGGCUUGACUGACGUCGAGUGGGACCCGUCCGGCCGCUACGUCGCGACCUACGGCAGCAUGUGGAUGUCGUCGAUGGAGCCGGGCUACUCUAUCUGGGACUUCAAGGGUGUCAAGCUCGAGGAGACCAAAGUCGACCGGUUCAAGCAGCUCCUGUGGCGCCCCCGCCCGCCUACGCUCCUCUCGCGCGAGCAGCAGAAGCAGAUCCGCAAGAACCUGCGCGACUACUCUCGGCAGUUCGAGGAGCAGGAUCAGCUCGAGCUCGCGAACGAGAACUCGGAGCUUGUCGAGCGCCGGACGCGCCUCCUCGACGAGUGGAACGCGUGGCGGAGGGAGUGCCAGGACAUGCUCGAGCGGAGGCGGAAGGAGCUCGGCAAGCCUCCCAAGGCGUCGCUUGUCAAGGCCGAGGAGGCGGCCGAGGCGGACGAGGAGGUCGAGGAGUGGCAGGAGGAGGUCAUCGAGGAGAAGGUCGAGGUUGUCGCCUGA